This is a messenger RNA of Lethenteron reissneri (Far Eastern brook lamprey), 1238 nucleotides long. Its product is annotated as centromere protein V-like. NCBI's taxonomy places the organism in Eukaryota, Metazoa, Chordata, Hyperoartia, Petromyzontiformes, Petromyzontidae. The record is from RefSeq and is a predicted model, not a curated record. Gene Ontology annotation, molecular function: carbon-sulfur lyase activity.
CGGAAUCGAAUCGCUGUCGAAUUUAUAAUCCGCACGUGGAGUGGGGAGGCGUUAAAGGGCCGUGGGCGCGCACCCGUCCCAGACCCCCAGAGCCUCGGUGCGGCGGGGAAGGACGACCUCCUCCUUCCUCGUCAUCCUCCCUCCUCCUCCUCCAUCUCCUCGUGUGUCCCGCAUGGAGGAGCAGGGGGCCGGGCUGGUGCGGCGCCACGAAGGCGGCUGCCACUGCGGCGCCGUGCGCUUCCUCGUGUGGGCGCCGGCUCGCCUCCGCGUCCUCGACUGCACAUGCAGCAUUUGCACAAAGAAGCAAAACAGGCACUUCAUUGUCCCAGCGUCGCAAUUCAAGUUGCUGAAGGGAGCCGAGAACCUCACAACGUACACAUUCAACACGCACGCAGCGAAGCACACCUUCUGCAAGACGUGCGGGGUGCAGAGCUUCUACACGCCACGCUCCAACCCGGACGGCUUUGGUGUGAUGCCCCACUGUCUGGACUCUGGGACGGUAGACGGUGUCUCCGUGGAGGUAUUCGAUGGGCAGGAGUGGGAGAAGUCCAUGACUGAGCACGAAGACAUCCGUCGCAGAUCCCAGGAGUGAAUGAUCAGCUGUGCAGAGCCCGAGGUGUGACGACAUUCACACAAGGUGCUUCCGCAUACCUCGAUCUUGGUAAUGCUCUUCGGGUGGUCGGGCGGUUACGGUGGUGCACCCCCAGUUGUGGAACUCCCUACCAUGGUGAUGAGGCUCUCGAUGUGUUUUGGCAUCUCUAAAUCACGACUCAAAAGCUAUACGUUUAAAAAAGGUUUUCCAGAGUUUUGGUCCUCUGGCUAUAAUUGUGCCACCCAGUUCUCUCUUUAAAAAAAUGUCAUCCUUUCAUACACGGCACCUUCAGACUUUUUUGUGAAAGGCACCUAGUAAGUGCAAGUUAUUAUUAAGUGCCCCCAGCUUGAUGUGCAAACAACAAAAUGAAGUCACCGUCUUGCAUACCGCUAUGGCUUUGGAUGUAGUCCUGAGCAAUCAGUGCAUAAAAGGCAACAUAAUUUUAAAUAUCAAUUGUCUCAACUUGUCAUUCCACUCGCCUUGGCCCCUUUUGCAAAAAUGUCAAAUAUUUGUUUUGUGUGUGGUUAUAUAUCACACGCAAUGAUGGUUACAGAAAAUUACAGUUAUGUUUUUCCUGCAAUGCCGGCUUUCAGUGCCAACACUAAUUACAUUACAAAAAUAAACAAUUGCAAACCUUGUUCUACAA